Lingula anatina is the source of this 3843-nucleotide messenger RNA. RefSeq lists its product as uncharacterized. Lineage: Eukaryota; Metazoa; Brachiopoda; Lingulata; Lingulida; Lingulidae. Gene Ontology annotation, molecular function: protein binding; DNA binding. The record is from RefSeq and is a predicted model, not a curated record.
AUUAUCCCUUCGUUCCGCUUGACUCGCAGGGGUCAUUCACCGGCAGCGUGAAACAUUUAAUGGGAUACGGAGGCGGCAGGGUAUCAAAAGCGAAGUUCAGGCCGGCAGUCGUGCCUCUCGGCACGACAAUACCGCGGUUUGUUUGGUUUAGUGAGCCAGACGGAAUGCUGACCUUUGACCUCAGAGUGCGUCACGCGCUGUCGUCUCUCGCUGUACACUAGGCCGGGCACACAAGGAAGCGUCGCAAUCGGCUCAGUGAGGUCGCCGCCGCGAGAUCGCCUACACGGUGGAGUGACUUAACGCGAAAUAAAUUUAUAAGAAAAUUAUAAGGAAAAAAAAUAAGACGAGAAAUACAAGCGCUGCUCCGCGGUGAGGACAGGUGUAAAGAACAAGGUGGAAGAAAAACGUGAUAAAAAUGUCGAGUAGGAGGGGAGAUAUUUUCUCGGGAAAUUACUCCUUCGGCCCCGAGCUACGUGCCGAACUCGAGGAGUACCUUCAGCCUAUCUACAAGGACGGGGAGAUGCUACUGGAGGUUGAAUGCGGUGAAAACCGCGGACUUAUGUACGUUUCUCGGCUGUGCCAGGGAAGCAAGGGCCCCUGUGUUUACUUUCAAGAAACCUGGCUCACGCCGAAUGAGUUUCAGUACAUCAGCGGCAGGGAGACCGCCAAGGACUGGAAGAGGUCAAUCCGACACAAGGGACGGAGUAUCAAACUGCUGCUGACCAAGGGGAUUUUGUCUGUGCACCCGUCAACGUGCGAUUGUGAAGGCUGUCGAAUUAGUUCACCCGUGCACAAAACAAGGCUUACCAAGAAGAAGUCACCAGAAUUCAGCGACUAUGGGCGCAUGCGCAUAGGUAUCGAUGGAGUUCCCCUAGAGAGGGCGCCAUAUUCCGCCUCCUUUUCACUGGCUGAACUCUGGAAACAACGGGAAAAACAGUUAGAAAGUCUGCGAGAGUCUCGUCUCACAAGUAUAAUAAACCAGUUGAGGAAGAGCAAGGAGGAGAUUCAACACUUUCAGGAGGAGGGUUAUCAGACCAGUAUUAAAGGUUCAGCCGACAAUGUGGUGUCAGAUGUAGAUAAAGCGCGCAUGCUCGAAAACUCCUCAGCUCCGGGACAUCUCGAACCGUCACGUGAUAGGGCUGACAAGAGUUCUGAAGAAAAUACGGAUUCACAGCGACCGCAGUCAGCACCGAACUGUGUGAUGCUCGAAUCAGCGGCCAGAUCUCAAGAUCAAUCACCAUCAAAAGUGGAUUCCAGCUUGCCCAAUGAACGUCCAGAAAGCGGAUUGGUUAUGCUAGCAAAUGAAGCGCAUGCGCGAGCCAUGGAGACCGGAAAUUGUAGUAACUUGAUACGUCAGCUUGCUGCGCAGCACAGCAAGUUUCAAAGUUCCCAAAAACAAACGCCAGAUCACAUGGCCAUGAUGGAGGGCGAAACCAUCCCAAGACUACCUCAAUGUCCAGAAAUUGGGAGAUACCCGACACACGGAUUUUAUCCCCCGCCCCCUCCUUUGCUCCAGGCGGUUUACCAGCCCCCCGUCAGGAACGGUUUACAUUCCCAAGGUCGUCUGCUAGAGCUGAGGAGGCCCUUGACCACGCUACACACAUACGACACACUCAAACGCCCGGCGCCUCGAGACGAAGACGCUCCAGUAGAUUUAUCGGUGAAAAGAAAUAGACUUACUAGUUCCCAAGAAAGACUUAGUGCGUUCGAUACAGUAUACGUCGGCUCGCACGGACUUCAGACAAACUGCAUGCCGAAUAUAAAAAGUGAGCGACACGUGGACUUGAAUGACAAUAUCUCGUCCACACCACGUGGGCGAGAGCUAUUACGAGAUUACUUACACGAAAGCCCGCAGUGCCCGAAGAUGACAGCGGAUCAGAAAAGUAUGGUGCAGCAGAUGCGGUAUUGGAGCGCGGACGACGUCGUUAACUUUAUUAAAACGUUCCCGGACUGCGCAGAUUACGUUGAGACUUUCCGGGAGCAACGCAUCGAUGGUCAGAGUCUGCGUCUACUGAGUGUGGACCUGUUAACCAGUUCUCUGGGAAUGAAGCUUGGCCCGGCGCUCAAUCUCCGGGCCUUUAUAGCCAAACUGUGCGGCCAAUGUGACCAGUGCAGGCAUUGCUUACAUUGCCAUCAAAACGACAGUGAAAACUGAGGCGAAACUGUUGACUUUCAGCCAACGCAAUACCAACAUGUCUCCGCCAACACAAUUGUGCCUGUUCUCACCUAACGCAAUGCUAACGCACGUGGCAUGCAAAGUUGACUUUCGUUCGUUCUAUACAUUCGGCCUUCUUCGGGUAUUUUUGACAGGCCUAGGUGUAUCAAACGAUUCAGCGACUGAUUAAUAAUACAAUGGCGAUAUUUUGGGUGCAGCCAUAUACAUUCCUGAUUAGCAACAAGUUUUUGAUUUUUUUUUUUGGUAACUUUAAGAAGAGAGUUUCAGGAAAAACAUCUCUUCAAAUGUGUAUUAAACACUAUUAUUUAUUAUGUCAUUUGAUAAUUUAGAGAGGUACCAAAAACAUUGUCAGCAUGUUGCAGCUUUGAUGGCAGUUAAGUUUUUGCCGUAAAAAAGUUGUGCUACAAUAACGAUUUAACUUAUUGAAAUUCGUUUGCUUGUUUGUUUGUUUAUUACUUUAUACUAAACACAAGAUAAAUACUGUUUGGAAAUGUAUAGUUAACUCCACAUACUUAUUUGCACGAGUUUUUUUCAAGAAAGGAUGUAACGAAUUUAUUUAAAUUAUACGGUGCCCUAUCGAUCCAUUGCCAAUAAAUUAGCUUGUCCGUUAGUAUUCUUCGUAGCUUUACAGUUUAAUGCACCGUUUGAACAGAGAGCUUUUAAUAGUCAUGAAUCAAGUUAUCAUUGUUCCCACGUUUUUAACGAUUUCACGAUAAUUGCUCAAAGAAAACGCAUCCGUAGAGGGCUGUUAGGUCGUCCUUUUCCAGAUAGAGUGUCACAGAGAGAGAGAGAGAGAGAUUAAAAUUAGCUGCACCUAGUAUGUUAAAGGCUUACCGUUCAUUUAUAUUGGACGGCCUCUUUUUUUUUGGAUGUUUUUCUAUAGUCGGUAAGUUUGCUCAUUGUUUAGUGCUAGAUUAUUAGUUCUGUUAACACCAAUGGAUACAAUCCUUAAAUAGGCCGCAAGCGGAAUUUGGUCUCACACACAAUUAAUACAAAAAAUCUGCCUUAAACAACUUUCUAGUGUCUCUACUUUCCAGUCAUCACCAAUUCGAGUUCCAAAAUCAAAUAUACAUGUGCUUUAUACCCGUUUAUACUUGGCCUUAGCUUAGUAGGUAGUUCCAAGUAUACCUUGCCUUUUCACGUUGCGUAAUGUACGCAGCUAUAAGCAGGGUGUAGUUAUUUUCAUAUUUAGGGUAUAUAAUGCGUAAUGGACAUCAAUACAGACAUUAUACAGGAUAUCCCAACAGAUAACUAGAGGCUUUAACUGCGCGAAAAUGGAAAUUCCGAAUGCAGUUUCUUUAAGGUGAACCUGUUCUCACGACCUAGAUGCACUAGAGUUAUGCUUACACGUCAUUCAUAAAUAAAGUCGUGGGAUUAUCCAUUGCCUCACUCUUUCGGUAAGAAGUAAAAUCCAACAGCACUUUUCUUGUAAAAAUUGAUCAAGUAGUUACUUAGUUACUCUGCUAUUCUCUAAACAGGCCGCUUCAGAAAUUGUUUAACGGAAUGCUGUAUAUAGAACCGGUAUAGUUAAGAUAGAAAAUAUUGUGUAAUGAAUUGAUAGAACAUUUAACUUUCAUCAUUUUGGCGGUAUAUUGUUUAUCUCAUUGUAAAUAUAGUCAUUAAUUUUGUGUCAUAUUUCCGUUUCAAGGAAUAAUAAAAUAACUUAU